AUGUCAGUGCAGAGGAGCAUUCUGAAUAUAGUCAUGGGCGCGUUGACUUUCGGAGCAGAGGGUAAAGACUGUGCCAGAGUCCACGAUAUCAACGACGUCGAGGCGAUCUUGGACGUCUUCCAAGCCCAUGGACAUACCGAAGUGGACACAGCAAGGAUGUAUGCUGGAGGCACCAGUGAAGAAUACCUCGGAAAAACCAACCACAGGGACCGCGGUUUAAAGAUCGAAACAAAACUGUUACCUUGGAGGUCACUUGGAUUCUCUCAUGAUCCCGAGGGCUUAAGAAAGCAUCUUCUAGCAUCUAAGAAGGCUCUCGAUAUCGAUACCCUCGAGAUGUGGUAUCUACACGCCCCGGACCGAUCCGUUCCAUACGAAGUCACGAUGAAGGCCGUCGAUGAGCUCUACAAGGAGGGUCAUUUCAAACGCUUCGGCAUCAGCAAUUACGCGGCAUGGGAAGUAGCUGAGAUUGUAGGCAUAUGCAAGGCAAAUAGGUAUAUUCUGCCCACAGUAUAUCAAGGGAUCUAUAACGCCAUCCAUCGUCACGUAGAACCGGAACUCUUUCCUUGCCUCAGAAAGUACAGUAUAUCUUUCUAUGAAUUCAGUCCACUUGCUGGUGGUUUUCUCACCGACAGAUACCUCAGUCCUGAAGUACAAGUUAAGAAAGGGUCACGAUUUGAUCCCGAAAGUGUGCAAGGAAAGCUAUGGCUGACUAUGCGUAGAUACUGGAACGAUGCGUACUUCGAGGCAUUGGCAUCUAUCAAAAAGGUCGCCGACGCCCACAAAUUGACUCUUGCAGAGAUUUCUUUACGAUGGGUUUCCAACCAUAGUCUCAUGAAACGCGAACAUGGGGACUCGAUCUUGAUUGGAGCUUCUAGUUUGAACCAUAUCGAACAGAAUCUGGUUGAUCUCGAAAAAGGGCCACUCCCCGACGAUGUUGUGAAGGCGUUGGACGACGCGUGGUUCAAAGUGAAGCCAUACGCGUCCAAAUACUUCCAUUGCGACUCGGCGCUUGUAAACCAACCAGAAUUCCAGCAAACCCUCCAGCCCCUCAAACGGGUGGGCGAGGCGUGA
Messenger RNA from Pleurotus ostreatus (oyster mushroom), 1071 nucleotides. RefSeq lists its product as uncharacterized. The record is from RefSeq and is a predicted model, not a curated record. The transcript has 12 exons. Lineage: Eukaryota; Fungi; Basidiomycota; Agaricomycetes; Agaricales; Pleurotaceae. The coding region runs from base 1 to 1071 and encodes 356 amino acids.